GCAAAGGUGAAAUAUACUUGAAGAGAAACAAGAGCAUGUUCCUGACCUGCACAGAUCUAUAAGUCUGUAGUGAUAGUAAUAGCACCACCUACUGGCAAGCUGAGAUUCUACGGAAGCCCUCGAAUGCAACACGCAGCCCAUAGAUACAAACAACAGGAGUUCAGUUUACCCUAGAAACCAUGGAGAACAUGGAAGUGACAGAAAAACAGGAAGAAGAACUUCUCUCCAUCCGAAUCCAGGAGAUCAGGAGUUCCAAUGAAGCCCUCCUGACAGAGAACGAGAUGUUUGAGAGUUUCAUCGGCCGUUUGAAUCCACUGGACCUGGAGUCCCUGGCCGGGGGGGAGGGCACGGAGGGAUCGGUAGCCUCUCUGAUGGAGGGGGGGGGAAGGAGAAGGAGGUCUCGUUCCUCCACAUCAGAUCGCCCCCUGCAGCUGACCCUGGAACACAAACUUUUUAUUGCACAGAGUGAAAUUAAGGCUACACAACAAGAUCGUGAGAAUCUCAAACGGAGAAGUGAGUUAGUCCAGGACAACUACAAGGCCUCCAUGGAAGUGUCUGAAAUGUGUCUGGCAGAGAUCAGGAAGGCCAAGAAAGAGUUUGAAUGUAGAAUUCUCAAACCUAUGAAGGACACGAGUCUGGAAAUGAAGGACCCAGAGAAGGUGCUGCAGUGCCUCAGAGACAAGUCGAAGGACAACCAGCUGGAGAAGUUACAUCUGAAGAUCCAAGCACUGAAGCUCGAGGAGAAGAAGCUCCAGCAGAAACUGCAACUCAGUAAGGAAAUGGGAAAAGCUGAGUUCAAGAAGGAAAUCAUCCAGGAGAAGAUAGAACAAAGAUCCGACAAAAAUCCAGACGAACUCAAAGUCAAAAGUUUGACAGUGCAGCGUAUCCUCAGUUCACACAAGGAGAAGCUGCACAGUGCGACAAUGGAGUUGAAAGAGUUGAACCAUGAGAUCAGCAACAGGGAGCAGAUGCUGGUCAGACUUGAUGCUGACAUACAGCAUGCUGAAGAGAAGCGUUCGAGCGCCGAGGCCCUGAGCCAACACCUGCGCUGCCAGAUGGCCGACUAUCAAGCUCCUGAUGUCCCUGAGUACAUGCAGGUCAAAGCCAAACACAAGAAGCUCCAGCAGAGCAUCCACACUUGGGAGCGGAAGGUUACGAUUGCUGAGAUGGCCUUGAAGACUCAAACUAAGGCAAGGGCCAAACAGAGAGGUGCUCUCUCUCCUGCAGACAGCACUGCAGCUGGAGCCGGUUCUGGAGGAGACCUUGUCCCCCGGUAGAGCUGCUGCACAUAGCAGAACACGAGAGAGGCAGAGAAUCAGACGACCGAAUGAAUGAAGGAGGGAAACUUAGCAAAUGAUUUGUGUUUGUGAUAUUAAUGAUGCAUCUUCAAUUUGAUUUGUUGCGACCAUUUGAUAUUUUCUUGUAAUAUUGGUUUGACUUUACAGAAAGAAAAAUACACAUGUGGGUUUGAAGGUUCCUGAUAUCUAAUUUAUAUUUUAGUCAUAUGGUCUAAAUUUUACGGAAGUCCUGUAAAUGUUAAAGCUCCAUUUUAUCCAAUUCCAAUAAAUAAUUAAAAUGAU
Molecule: messenger RNA, 1580 nt
Organism: Platichthys flesus (European flounder)
Lineage: Eukaryota; Metazoa; Chordata; Actinopteri; Pleuronectiformes; Pleuronectidae
Gene: cfap263
Product: cilia and flagella associated protein 263
Exons: 10
Coding region: 180-1277 (365 amino acids)
Biological process (GO): cilium assembly
Cellular component (GO): axoneme; ciliary basal body
Source: RefSeq, a predicted model, not a curated record